Rosa chinensis is the source of this 585-nucleotide messenger RNA. Its product is annotated as histone H2AX. Bases 75 to 491 code for a protein of 138 amino acids. The record is from RefSeq and is a predicted model, not a curated record. Gene Ontology annotation, cellular component: nucleosome. NCBI's taxonomy places the organism in Eukaryota, Viridiplantae, Streptophyta, Magnoliopsida, Rosales, Rosaceae. Gene Ontology annotation, molecular function: DNA binding; structural constituent of chromatin; protein heterodimerization activity. The transcript has 2 exons.
CAGACACCUGCAAAUCACACUCUCCAUAUUUUCGCUUCGAUUUCACUCCUAGGGUUUCGAAUCCAAUCUCCGAUAUGAGUUCUCCGACUUCCAAGGGCGGCCGAGGCAAGCCCAAGGCCACCAAAUCCGUCUCCAGGUCCUCCAAGGCCGGGCUCCAAUUCCCCGUCGGCCGUAUCGCUCGCUUCCUCAAAUCCGGCAAGUACGCCGAGCGAGUCGGCGCCGGCGCUCCCGUCUACCUCUCCGCCGUCCUCGAGUAUCUCGCCGCUGAGGUGCUUGAGCUCGCUGGCAAUGCAGCUAGAGAUAACAAGAAGAAUCGGAUCGUUCCGAGGCACAUUCAGCUGGCGGUGCGUAAUGACGAGGAGUUGAGCAAGCUUUUGGGGACUGUGACUAUUGCUAAUGGAGGUGUCUUGCCUAACAUUCAUCAGAAUCUGCUGCCGAAGAAGACUGGGAAAGGCAAGGGGGACAUUGGAUCGGCGUCGCAAGAGUUUUAGGGUUUUCUUAUUUUGAUUACAAAUUUCGGACUGAUUGGUUGUAAACAGAAAAUUUGGGAAUUUUUGGUGAAAUAUAAUAUGGUUUUUUGAUAAA